AUGAGAAAUACCUAUUAGACAGUCGAAUAUCACAAGGGGGUCUGCCUGUUCGUAGACCCCGUACUCACGUAUCCUCGGCAGAGCCUUAUGCCGACUUUCAAUCAGCAAACUAGAUACAAUAUGGUAGGCAGGAACGAUAACCUAGUGUUUGAGAUCUAAGCUGCUACAAGACACUUAAAAAAGUAUCUGAGGCCAAGAUAGACAUAGCACAACCGAAAUAUUGUCUUUCGCACACAUACACACACAAUCUUCCAAGUCCCAAAAAAGAACCUACCACCAUGCCUUCAGUCCUUCUCCUCAAUGGACCCAAUCUAAACCUCCUCGGAACCCGAGAGCCAAAAAUAUAUGGUACGACAACUCUGCAAGAUGUCGAGAGGUUCGCAAGGGAAUUCGGCGAACGCAAUAAUGUCCAAGUGGAAGCGUUUCAAUCAAACCACGAAGGCCAUAUAAUUGAUCGAAUUCAUGCCGCUCGAAACAACUCUGAUGCGAUUAUUAUCAACCCGGGAGCGUUCACCCACACGAGCGUAGCGAUUCGUGAUGCACUGCUGGGCGUGGCUAUUCCCUUCAUUGAGGUCCAUAUCUCAAAUAUCCAUGCUCGAGAGCAGUUUCGACACCAUAGCUAUUUUUCGGAUCAAGCUGUUGCUUGUAUAAUCGGCCUGGGGGCUUUUGGAUACGAGGUGGCGUUGAAAUAUGCGGUCAGGAAUCUUGUUAAUCGAAACCAGAGCGUUUUGUAAGAGAAGAGAUAUGAAUGCAGCGUUUCUUGGUUGUUUUCUGUGAUGUGCACUGUUUGGUGAGAGAGUCUAUAGAAAAGCAUGCGAAAUGAUUCUGUCGUCGUGCCUAAUCGCUGUAUCCCAGUCAAACUCCUGUGUGUAAGCUGGAAU
This is a messenger RNA of Paecilomyces variotii, 881 nucleotides long. RefSeq names its product catabolic 3-dehydroquinase 2. Gene Ontology annotation, molecular function: 3-dehydroquinate dehydratase activity. Gene Ontology annotation, biological process: quinate catabolic process. The record is from RefSeq and is a predicted model, not a curated record. The coding region runs from base 279 to 734 and encodes 151 amino acids. The transcript has a single exon. Lineage: Eukaryota; Fungi; Ascomycota; Eurotiomycetes; Eurotiales; Thermoascaceae.